AUGAAAAAGCGACAAGGUGAUAUAAAGGGAUUUAUUUCUGAAAUGAAGAAAGUUCACGAUGAUUUCAAAAAAAAAAAAGUAAAAAAUGUCUUAGAUGAAGAAGUUCCGAAAGAUGAUAAUUUCAAAAUUUCAAAUGUAGCAGCUCCCCAAAAACCUAAAUUAAAGGGAAUUUUGAAUAUGUUUUAAAAAUAAUAUAUCACCAAUACUAAUAAAUUUUUACCUAAUAAAAAGUAAAAUAAGGAUUAUUCAUAACAAUAAUAUUAAAAUGGAUCAGAAGGUGGUGAUAAAAAUGAAGAUAUUGAUAAUGCAUUCUAUAGUGGUAGUUGA
This is a messenger RNA of Ichthyophthirius multifiliis, 327 nucleotides long. RefSeq lists its product as hypothetical. The transcript is spliced from 2 exons. NCBI's taxonomy places the organism in Eukaryota, Ciliophora, Oligohymenophorea, Hymenostomatida. The record is from RefSeq and is a predicted model, not a curated record.